This is a messenger RNA of Drosophila obscura, 4671 nucleotides long. RefSeq names its product poly(rC)-binding protein 3 (gene mub). Gene Ontology annotation, cellular component: nucleus; cytoplasm. The coding region runs from base 1155 to 2996 and encodes 613 amino acids. NCBI's taxonomy places the organism in Eukaryota, Metazoa, Arthropoda, Insecta, Diptera, Drosophilidae. The record is from RefSeq and is a predicted model, not a curated record. The transcript is spliced from 12 exons. Gene Ontology annotation, molecular function: mRNA binding. Gene Ontology annotation, biological process: regulation of gene expression; regulation of RNA metabolic process.
UUGUGCAAUUCCGCUCAGACAAGUUGUGUGCUCCUUGGGACCGUGUGCGCUUUCAGCAUUCUCAAUCAAUCAGCAGACCCAAAAUCGACCAUUUCCGAACACAGAUAACAGCCAGAAAUUUACGCCAAAAAUUAACAGGCUCCGCCCCCCGCCAGUGCCCACAGCAGCAAACAGCGGAUCAAGUGCAUUAUCCAAAAGGCCGCCCGCCCAACCGCCCAACCGCAAUCAACAUCCCAGACAACGGAGCCAUAGAGAAAGAGAGAGACAGACAGAGAGAGUGGGAGAGAGAGAGUAGAAGGGAAAUAACAGUUCCGAAAGCUAAUAGCAUUUUGCUUUCUCUGUGCGUGUGUGUGUGUUUGUGUGUGCGUGUUUUGCCGCGUGUUUUCUUCCUGUGUGAGUGACUGUACUUUUUGGCGCCCAAAAACAUUCGCGCGAAUCAGCAGAAACAAGCAAACAAACAAACAAACGGACAGACAGAAAAAACAUUCAAACUAAUUAACAACAUUGCGACCAAGUGAAAUUUAAUGUAUUGACAGACCCACAAUCCAUCGAAUAAUUUGUACUUGCAAAGUACGUGUCUGGGCAUUGAUUUUCCCCUCUCUAAAGAAUUUUCGUGGACAGAAUUCUAAAUGCGUGCAGCUAAGCGACAGUAUUUUUGCUCAACACUAAAAUAAAUAUAAAGAUAUAGAAGAGAGAUACCCUGCACUCUUCACACUUCAGAAAUACAGAUACAAAUCUUAGCCGUGAUUAUUUGUUGCAUUUUUUGGACAAACGGAGGAAACGAGAUAGCGAGCUUAAGCCAGAAACAACAAAACAACAACAAAAACAAAAGAACAACAACAACAAAAACGUAGUACGACUAGCAAAAGACACCACCAAUCUAAUUUUGAACUAAAGAUAAAGAUAAUACCACAAGAAAUUAGCCAAAAUCUCUAUAUGUUUAGAAUAUAUGUAUAUUGAUCAUCAUAUAUGAACAAUAUAUAGCAUAAAGUUAUACAUAUAUUUACAACAAAGCAACAACAACAACAACCCCAAGGCCUCUUCCCUAGAAAAGACGCAAAACUGCUAAGAGACCGCUAAGAGAUCGCUGGUCCGAUAAUCAGAUACAUAUUUUAGUCCCAGAUAAGACACAGAAAGGCUUCAAGAUAGAUACCAUGGAGGACAAUAACACAAGCAGCAGUGCGGGCGGUACGUCCAUCAAACACGAGGACCCAUCGGUGACACUCACAAUAAGGCUGAUUAUGCAAGGAAAGGAAGUUGGUAGUAUUAUUGGUAAAAAGGGUGAAAUUGUCAACAGAUUUCGUGAAGAGUCUGGUGCCAAAAUUAAUAUAUCGGAUGGGUCAUGCCCGGAACGUAUUGUGACUGUGUCUGGUACAACUAAUGCAAUCUUUUCGGCAUUUACGCUCAUCACGAAGAAAUUCGAAGAGUGGUGCUCGCAGUUCAAUGAUGCAGGCAAAAUUGGCAAAACUCAAAUACCCAUACGAUUGAUUGUGCCUGCCAGUCAAUGUGGAUCGUUAAUUGGCAAGAGUGGCUCAAAGAUCAAGGAAAUACGCCAGACUACGGGCUGCUCCAUACAGGUGGCCAGUGAAAUGCUGCCCAACUCCACAGAGCGAGCGGUUACAUUGAGUGGCAGUGCCGAGCAGAUCACCCAGUGCAUCUAUCAGAUAUGUCUUGUCAUGUUGGAGUCCCCGCCACGCGGUGCCACCAUACCGUAUCGACCAAAACCGCAAGUAACUGGCCCUGUUAUAUUGGCCAAUGGACAGGCCUUUACUAUUCAAGGCAACUAUGCAGUGCCCACACAAGAGACCUGUCCAGUAUUUCCACUUGCCCUGGCUGCCGGCGGCCUACAUGCUGGUAUUUCAGGCUUGGCGGAUCCUUUGUUAAAGGGGGCACAUUUACAAGGAGCGGUACCAGCACACCACCAUCACCUACAGCAAAUGCCCGAUCAGGUGGCCAAGAACCCGUUGGCCAGUCUGGCUGCCCUGGGCCUGGCUGGCAUGAACCCAGCCAGCACUGGGGGCAUCAACCACACAGGUGAGUUGAGCGCUUCAUCGAUCAGAGGCCAGGCAGAUUUCCAAUCUAAUCUAGGCUCUGCCCCAGCAGCCCUGGCUGCACUGGCCGGGUCGCAACUGCGUACAGCCAACGCUGCCAAUCGCGCCCAACAGCAGCAGCACGAGAUGACCGUGUCCAAUGAUCUGAUCGGUUGCAUUAUCGGCAAGGGUGGCACCAAGAUUGCCGAAAUCCGCCAGAUAUCCGGCGCCAUGAUCAGGAUCUCCAAUUGUGAGGAGCGCGAGGGCGGCAAUACCGAUCGCACUAUAACCAUUAGUGGCAAUCCCGAUUCGGUGGCCCUGGCCCAAUACUUAAUCAAUAUGAGCGUUGAGCUGCAGAAGGCCAAUCUCCUGGAGCAGGCCCAGGCCCAGCAGAACGGUGGAGCGGCUGCUGUGGGGGGAGCUGGAGCUGUACCCGGAGCUGGGACCUCCGUCGGUACAUCCGCUGCGGGCACCAACGGAGCCCUGACCACAGUGGCCCUCGCCGCAGGAGGAGCAGCAGCUGCAGCUGCAGCAGCAGGUGGAGGCAGCAAUGGUAGCCCCACGGGAGCCGCCAACGGCAGCAGCAGCUCGAUUAGCAGCAAUGGCAGCGUCUCCGCCUCAUAUGCCAGCGUCAAUGGCGGCAACCAGAGCACUGCCGGAACCCCCAAUGGCACCGCGGCCGGGAUCAAUCCGGUGGCUGCCGCUGCCGCCCUCAACAGUCCUCUUGCCUCGGCAUUGCAGCUGCUGACCAAGCCGGGCGCCCUGAGCGCCCUGUCCAAUCUCAGUGCUCUCGAUCUACUCAGCCUCACGUCGCUGGGCAACGACAACGGCGGCUCGCCGGGCGGACCGCCAGUGCAGACGACCGGCGUGAAUCGCGGCAAGGGACAUUACGCGCGGUUCCGCCAGCAUCAGGCUGAGACCGGGGUCGAGUCGGAGAAGCAGCGCAACAAGUUUAAUCCGUACUAGGAGCAGGGGGACGCCUGCCCCGAAGUGCCGCCAGAUCAGGCCUGGAGAGGGAGCGGAGGGGAGAGGCCGAUCAACGAUUGAUAGUCGCUUAGUUUUGUAGAAUUUUUGCAUGAUUUGUGCAUAGCGUUGCGAAAGCUUUAGGGUUUAGGUUAUUGAACAAAAAGAAACAAACAAAAAAUGUAUAAAUUCGGUUCAGUUAUUCGUACCCAUUGAUGGGGUACACCCCAAUUCGUAUUGAUAUUCUUAUUCGUUUUCGAAAAUUCAAGACAAUUUUUACAUCUAGUUGAAGCCACAGUAUCCGAGUAGUUGAUAGACUUAUGCAAUAUUUAUCAAUGUUUUCGAAACACUUAACUAAACAAAAGAUAGAAACGCCAGUUAGGGCAGCUAAAUCUAUAGUAUCCAUACAUCGUACAUCUACUUAAUCGAUCGGAAAGAAAAGGAAAGGAAGCAAGCACUUGAACAAUAUUACGCGUAUCGAAUAUAUAGGAGAACAGAGUCAUCAUCUGUGAGUGGCCCAAUCAAGAUUUACUGACCAAGUGACCAAGGACCCUAGUUAACCCUAUGUUUAGACAGUUAUAGAUUUUCACAUCCCCCAAAAUACCCUUUGAUAUAUCCAAACUAAUAUAUAUAGUACAUACAUACAUACUAAUAUCGUACAUUAUAGAAUUUGCCAAAUUUUAGCGCAUCUCAAGUAGAGUUCUUCGAAGCAUAUACUUAUACUUACAUAUAUACUUAUAGUUAGUACCGAGUAGAUCACAUUAGUCGAAGUCUAAAUCGAAUAUCGAUAGAAAACAGGAAACGAGAGUAUAAUUUAGCCAUCACCACCACCACAAACAAUCUUUCCCCCAAGCCAUUCAUUGUAACAUAUAACACACGCUCCAAUAUCUUAUAAUCAAUCCAUUUUACUCCUUUUAGCUUGUAAGCACAAUGUAUUUUAUCCCUAAAAACCUAUUGCCUAUACCUAUAAUCCUAUACUCCUAUACCCUAUCCAUACAUACCUAUAUAUGUAUACUUAUAUCUAGAUUGUAAGCAUAAAGACCCCAAAAGCCAUUUGUCAAGAAGCAGAAGCCGAAAGCAUAUGAAAAAUGAAAUGAACUCAAAAGAAAUGAAAAUAACCUUCUAUAAGAAGUCAACAAAACAAAAAAUUCCAAUGCGUUGCGCCCCCGCCCGCCCGGUGCCAAAUCUCGGCACGGGGGGCGGGGCCAACGACCUUUAUGGACCAAUUCGCUCUAAUUGACACAAUCCACGCAAUGAGCGUACAAAAACCAAACUAUUUGAAUAGAGAACAAAUUAGACAGAGAACAGAGAAGAGCCAAGAGCCUGAAGAAUUCAGAUGAAGAUAAAGAUGAUGAAAUGAGGAAGAAAAAAAACGUUAUUAUGUAUUAGACUUGAAGUCUUCAAUUGUUUUACCCUAACCACUAUUUUUUAUUCUGCCCCCUGAUUUAUUAUGUAUUUAUGCGAUUGUUAUUAUUUGUAGACACAAAAACUGUUUUUGAAUUUGGUCGAAAAUGAUGUUGAAAAGUAUUUGGAAAUUGAAAUUUCUCUACCCUUAAUGUACACGACAUAACUGUAGUUGCUAAGCGUAAACCAUAAUUGUAUGAUUUUUCAUAUGAUUAAUAUUAUUAUUAUUAUUACUAGUAGACGUAAGACACAAAGGACACACCAUAUGUAACAC